CAGGAAAUCCUCUGUAUGACUUCUUCAUGGGUCGAGAGCUCAACCCUCGCAUUGGAAACUUUGACUUGAAAUAUUUCUGUGAACUAAGACCUGGAUUAAUAGGCUGGGUGGUCAUAAACCUAGGGAUGCUAAUGAAAGAAGUAGAGCUGCGCGACUCUCCAUCUCUUGCCAUGCUGCUCGUCAAUGGAUUUCAGCUCCUCUACGUGACAGAUGCUCUCUGGAAUGAAGAGGCCGUUCUUACUACAAUGGAUAUUGUGCAUGAUGGAUUUGGGUUCAUGUUGGCGUUUGGUGAUCUGGCCUGGGUUCCCUUCACGUAUAGUCUUCAGGCCAUGUUUCUGGUUGUUCACCCACAGUCACUUAGUACUCUUGGUGCCGUGGGGAUUGUGCUUCUAAAUGGAAUUGGCUAUUACAUUUUCAGGAGGUCCAACUCUCAGAAAAAUCAGUUCAGAAGAGACCCCAAGCAUAAAAGUGUAGCACACCUGGAAACUAUCGCGACAGCAACAGGAAAGCGGCUGUUGGUAUCAGGAUGGUGGGGUUUUGUCAGACAUCCAAACUACCUGGGUGACCUUCUGAUGGCCCUAGCCUGGUCCCUGCCUUGUGGAAUAUCCCACAUUCUGCCUUACUUCUACGUCAUAUAUUUCACUAUUCUGCUCAUCCACCGAGAAGCCAGAGAUGAGAAACAAUGCCGAGCCAAAUACGGAGUGGCCUGGGACACUUACUGCAGACGAGUGCCCUACAGAAUAAUCCCCUAUGUUUAUUAAUGUGGACUGAUGUGCUCUGAAUGUCCAGCAGACUUUUAUUUAGGUGAGGAAAUGGACGCAACAUCAUCAAUGGACAGCCAACAUUACAAAAUGUAUUGCGUAUUGUUUUUAUUUGCAUUAGAACCAAACAUUUUCUUUUUUUUUAUAUAUAUAUAUUCUUGUAUUAUAUUAUUAAAGAGCAUUUUAAUAUUG
Molecule: messenger RNA, 953 nt
Organism: Danio rerio (zebrafish)
Lineage: Eukaryota; Metazoa; Chordata; Actinopteri; Cypriniformes; Danionidae
Gene: tm7sf2
Product: transmembrane 7 superfamily member 2
Biological process (GO): cholesterol biosynthetic process; sterol biosynthetic process
Cellular component (GO): membrane; endoplasmic reticulum membrane; endomembrane system
Molecular function (GO): oxidoreductase activity, acting on the CH-CH group of donors, NAD or NADP as acceptor; Delta14-sterol reductase activity
Source: RefSeq, marked provisional